This is a messenger RNA of Onthophagus taurus, 1242 nucleotides long. The record is from RefSeq and is a predicted model, not a curated record. NCBI's taxonomy places the organism in Eukaryota, Metazoa, Arthropoda, Insecta, Coleoptera, Scarabaeidae.
AUGGAUACAGUUCUAGUUAAAAUUAAACACGGAGAAUUACGUGGAAAACUUCAAAACAAUUAUAAAAAUAGAACAUUUUAUAGCUUCUUUGGAAUUCCAUAUGCUACACCUCCACUCGGAAAUUUAAGAUUUAAGCCUCCUCAACCUCUUAAACCAUGGAAAGGAAUUUUAGAUGUAACUGAGGAAAAAGAAGGAUGCAUUGCACCUAAUACAUACACAAGGAAAUUAGAAGGAAGUGAAGACUGUUUACAUUUAAAUGUUUAUACUCCAGAAGUUAAUACUGGAAAAACAAAGUUAAAACCAGUUAUAGUUUUCAUCCAUGGUGGAGCUUUCUUAAUAGGAAAUACUAAAACAGAAAUUUACGGUCCUGAAUUUUUAUUAACUGAAGAUGUAGUUCUUGUAUUAAUUUCUUAUAGGCUCGGAGCUUUAGGUUGGUCACGUCUUGAAGAUGGCUCCUUAGGAAUCCCAGGUAAUCAAGGGCUUCGAGACAUCAUCAUGGGUUUAAAUUGGGUUCAAAGAAAUAUUGAAUCAUUUUCGGGUAAUCCAAACAACGUAACAUUGUUUGGAGAAAGCACAGGGGCUCUUCUUGCCCAUAUCCUUAUGUUUGUACCAUCAUGUGAAGGACUUUUCCACAAAAUAAUUCUUCACAGUACAUUGGGCAUUCUUCAUUCGGCAUUCGGUCAAAAUGAUUUCAUGAAAAAGUUGGCAAAAAGAUUGGGUCACUCUUCAGAAAGUGAUAAAGAUAUUUUAGAAUUUUUACAGAAACAACCGAUUGAGAAAAUUAUUCAAAGACAGAUGAUAUAUAAAUCUUCCUUAAUAGCGAAUGUCGAGAGACCGUUUUAUCCAGUCUUUGAAAAUGAUGAUAAUAUAGAAGAAAAAAUAACUUUUACAGAUUAUAAGGAACGUAUAAAAAAAGGUGUCGAUUUUCCCGGAGCUUCUCAUUCCGAUGAAUUGUGUUAUUUGUUUAAGAUGUCUAAAAAUCCACCGGUCGAAGAAAACAGUUACGAAGAUAAAACGAUUCAAAGAAUGGUUAAGUUGUGGACUAAUUUUGCCAGGAAUGGAAAUCCGAAUAAUCUUGACGACGAGAAUGCUUUAAUUAAUAUUGAAUGGAAACCGAUUGAAAAGGACAAGCUACAUUUUAUUAAUAUUGGAGAUGAAUUAACGGUUGGGAUUAAUCCUGAUAAAGAGGGGACUGACUUUUGGGACGAAGUGUUUAAUAUGAAAUCAAUAUCUAAAUUGUAA